Molecule: messenger RNA, 495 nt
Organism: Populus euphratica (Euphrates poplar)
Lineage: Eukaryota; Viridiplantae; Streptophyta; Magnoliopsida; Malpighiales; Salicaceae
Product: pentatricopeptide repeat-containing protein At1g12620-like
Exons: 2
Coding region: 23-298 (91 amino acids)
Molecular function (GO): protein binding
Source: RefSeq, a predicted model, not a curated record
GCACGAGAGCUUUUUUAUAGAAAUGGAAGAGGAUGGAUGCAUGCCAAAUUAUUGCUCUUAUAAUGUCAUAAUCCGAGGAUUUCUCCUACAGAAAGACACAUCAAAGGCAAGGAAACUCAAUGAAAUGGUCAAUCGUGGAUUCUCUGCAGAUUCUGCCACCAAAACCUUGCUGGGAGAUCUAUUCCCUAUUGAUGGGAGUCUUGCUUUAAAAAAAUUACUUGUGCCUUCUGAAGGUUGCCGAGGCGUUCCAAUUGGAGCUGUGUUUGUUGGUGACCAUGGAUGGAAGUACAUUUGCUGAUGAUUCCCUUGUUUGUCAUGCAGAAUUGAGUGCCUGAAAAAAAUCUCGAAAUUGAAAUUUUAGCUAGUUUAUGUAUGAAGGAGCUGUAUUUCAAAAUAAUUUGUGGCAAAAGCCUGGUGGAAACUCACGUGUGAAAGAAAUUGGAGGUUUUCUGCUUGUUAUUGGAAGUUAGCUGGAUGUACCAGCCUCCCUAUUCA